AUGGAUUUUCAUCUUCCGCAAUGGAUUACAGCACCCAAUAGCGUGACGCUAUUCACUUUGGCUAUUGUUGUGACCUGUGCAGUAUUCUUCGCAAUCAUUAAAAGGAUCAACUUCAUACAACGGGUUAACAAAAUACCUGGAAUGUUUGGCGGGUUUACUUUUCUGGGCAACGCCACGACUUUUCUUGUCCCACCUGAAGAACUUUUCAGUCUGGUUAUGGGAUACGUGUACAUCAUGCGCUCUUGUGGUCCUGUACUUCGUAUAUGGGCUGGCCCGUUCCCGAAUAUUUUGCUGUUUACGCCCGAGGCGUUUGAGGUUGUACUAAGCAACAACACGUUAAUUGACAAAAGUCGCGAAUAUGGUUUUCUUCAUCCUUGGCUUAAUACUGGAUUACUCACGAGCACAGGAAGCAAAUGGUUUAGUAGGCGAAAAUUGCUUACACCGACCUUUCAUUUCAAAAUUUUAGGAGAUUUUGUGCAAGUUUUUAAUGAACAGAGUCAAAUUUUGAUCGAAAAAAUCAACGCAGCCGUGGAAACCCAAAAGGACGGUUUUGAUAUUUAUCCAUUUAUAACAAGAUGCACCCUUGACAUCAUCUGUGAAUCAGCAAUGGGGUGCAAAAUUGAAGCCCAAACUCACAGCAAUGGCGAAUACCCUCAAGCUGUUCAUUCGAUGUGCCGAAUUUUUAAUGUUAGAGCAAGUCAACCGAUGAUGCAAUCUAAUCUCUUGUUCCAUCUGUCUUCGUACGGCGCAGAGCAACGUAAAAAUCUUAAAAUCUUACAUGCCUUUACGGAUAAAGUGAUUCAAAGUAGGAAGCUGGAACGGAAGCAAAAUAGCCUACAGAAGAAUGCCAUUGACGUGGGUACCAAUCAAGAUGACAAUUUCAUUCCAGCUAAGAAACGCUUGGCUUUCCUUGAUCUUCUUAUUGAUGCUUCAAACGAUGGGAUUUUGCUAACCGAUACCGACAUUCGUGAAGAAGUCGACACUUUUAUGUUCGAAGGUCAUGAUACGUCGACAGCUGCAAUUAGUUGGUCUCUUCUUCUCAUUGGGAGUCAUCCACAUGUUCAGGAAUUAGUCUGCGAAGAACUCGAUCGCGUGUUUGGGAAUUCGGAUCGUCAUGCUACAAUCAAUGACCUAAAUGAACUGAAAUAUCUCGAAUGCUGCAUUAAAGAAGCUCUGCGCUUGUACCCGAGUGUUCCAAUAAUGGGUCGUCAGCUGAGCCAGGAUACUAUCAUACAUGGAUAUACCGUACCCGCCAACACAACAGUGUUACUUUUUACCUAUAUUCUUCAUAGAGAUUCUAAACACUUCCCCGAUCCUGAGCUCUUUCAGCCAGGGCGGUUCUUUGAAGAGAACAGCAGGGGACGUCAUCCAUAUGUUUACGUUCCAUUCAGUGCGGGACCACGAAAUUGCAUUGGGCAGAAAUUUGCGAUAAUGGAGGAAAAAGUUAUUUUGUCAACAAUUUUGAGGAAUUUUCACGUGAAAGCUCUGGACCAGAGGGAAAACAUUGUUCUUUUGAACGAAGUAGUGCUUCGUCCCCGUGACGGAAUAAGGCUUUGUUUAACCUCCAAAAAAUAUAAACAAUAACUUUUAAAUGGUUGAAUUUAAAUACAUUUUCGUCAACUGGG
This is a messenger RNA of Daphnia magna, 1625 nucleotides long. Its product is annotated as cytochrome P450 4C1. Gene Ontology annotation, molecular function: oxidoreductase activity, acting on paired donors, with incorporation or reduction of molecular oxygen; heme binding; monooxygenase activity. The record is from RefSeq and is a predicted model, not a curated record. Lineage: Eukaryota; Metazoa; Arthropoda; Branchiopoda; Diplostraca; Daphniidae. The transcript is spliced from 12 exons. The coding region runs from base 1 to 1584 and encodes 527 amino acids.